AUGGCCCUUGUAGAAGAGCCCCCAGGAGCUCCCUCAGCCCUUCUGCCAUGGGACAACCACCGGCAGAAGACAAGACAGCAGUCCAUGGACCGGGAGUGGGAGGUAUCACCAGGCACCACAUCUGUGGGCACCUUGGUCUUCCAGCCUCCAGAGCUCCGAGAAACAGUUUAUAAACCAGUCUAUGAUUCUUCCAGUCUAAAGGGACAGAAAUGGCCACCGGACUCCUCUGCCGCCCCAUCCAACUCAUUCAGGACUUCGGGUGACUCUCGGAAGCUGCGACUUGGGGCAGAACCAUUCUCGGGAGGUGGAGAGGAGAGGAGAAGCCCUGCACUCGUAACCAGAGCCCAUGGAACCGGCUGGGAUGGCCACUCGACUCUUCGCCUUAUUCUGGUUUUUGCGCGCUGCCUCGCCACCAAGAGCUUCCCUUGUGCGCGACCCCCAGUCCCGGACCCACGGGUUGCUUCCGGCCGCCCACUCCCGCGCGUUGUACCGCUCGGCGGGCGCCCACUCCGGGCGCUGGUUAUCCAGGCCUGGCUGCCGCAGCGGGUUGAGGCGCUGCGUCCUAAGGGAUCGGGGCCCCGGCUACCCGCGGCCGGACAGGGGGCAGGAUCCGGAUCACCAUCCGUCUCGGGACGUCCAGCCCCAGCUCGCCUGACCUCCAAGGCUGGAUCAGGGGCCGAAACCCCACGCGCGUCCGCAUUCUCAGCCGCCCGGGGGAAUGCCCAGUACGUGCCCAGCAACUCGGACGCGCCACGGACCCGCUUCAUAUUCCAGGGACCCUUGGGUCCCCCCACUGGCCUGGGGACUGGAAAGGCGCCGGGCAUCUGGAAGACGCCGGCAGCCUACAUCGGGCGCUCCGCCUUUAUUCGGGAUCUGGAGGAAGCUGCACCCCCUGCUUUUGCAUCCCUGUGUCCUGACCGGCCCCCACGAGUCAAGAUCACCCAAGAAGCUGUCAGGUUGAUGUUGAAUCUGCUAGAGGACAGAGAGCGGGACCUAAAUACGGCGCCUCGCAUUGGCCAGUCCCUGGCGAAACAGAACCGUGCUCUGAUGGAGGAGAACAGCAAGCUGGAAGCCAUGCUGGGCUCAGCCAGGGAGGAGAGUUUACAUCUCAGACGCCAGCUGUGCUUGCGAGGUGAUUUCCUCCAGCUCUACUCCGACUCUGAUGAGGAGGAAGAGGAGGAUGAAGAGGAAGAAGAGGAGGAGGAGGAGGAAGAUGAGGCAGAGGCAGAGGAAGAAGAGGCAGAGCAGCAGCACCAUCAUCCCUAUGGAGCCCGUGGGUUUUGAGUGACUUCCGUGCAGGAGGUUGAGUCGCUGCACUACUGCCCCCAGCUGGAAACCCUGCAGGAGCAGCUGAGACGGCUGGAGGAGGAGAACCAGCCCUUGAGAGAGGAGACCUCUCAACUCGAUGCCCUUGAGGAGGAGGAGCAGGUGCUCAUCCUGGAUUUUGUGGAGCAGUUUUCUCAAGCCAGCGUGUGGAUGGCCGACCUGUCAGAGGAGCUGGCUCAUGACCAGCGGCGGAGGGAGGUCACCCAGCUGCGGACCCAGGUCCUGAUGCUGCGGUGCUGCUACCAGAUGUAUGGAGCCCAGAUGGAGAAGUUGCAGCGGCAGCUGGCUUUGGAGAAGGAAAUCCAGAUGAGGCUCCAGGAUGAGAACCUGCAGGUGGCUUUCCAGCCGCAGGACCUGCAGGGGAGGUACGCAGAGUGUGGGGGCAUGCAGACUGAAGCCCAGGAGGAGGUGAGGACCCUUGGCCGGUGAGCCCCCGUGUCCACUGGUCCUGUCACCCGCUACACAUACACUGUACCCCUGGAGGCCCUUCCUGGUUUCCAAGAGACCCUGGACAAGGAGCUCAGAAUAUCUAUAAGGAAGAUUAUCUCAGACUCUGUGUUUUUUAUGGAAAGGAGUCACGGGAUAAUCGCAGAGGAGACGUCACACCUGGGGUUCAAGCUGUGCGGCAGUGAGGCGCGAGAGCAGGAACGGGGGUUUGAGGCUGAGAAGAGGUUAAUGACAGCCGAGGAUUCUGUGCCUUCAGAGGAGCUGGGGGCCACAGAAGAGGGGGUGCCUGCUGUGGACGGGUUGACAGAAGAGGUGGAGCUGGUGUUGGAAGAGGCUGAAGCCUGGGAGGAGGUGGAGCUGGAGCUGGAUGACAGCAUGGUGACCUCGAUGCUAGAGGCCAGCGGCUUGGGCCCUUCUCACCUAAGCAUGAAGUAUGUCCUCCAGCAGGUGGCUGACUGGUGGGACUCGGGGUACGGGUGGCAACUGAGACAGAAGAUGUUCCAGAAAGGCUUUGCUGUGUCCCAGCAGCCUGCAGAGGCUUCACAGACAGCCUGAGGCCCAUCCUUCAGCAGCUGUCUGGCCAAGUCCCACCUGCCCCAGAAACAACCUUCCCACCCUCCCAAAUGGGACCCUCCUGUGUCAGCGGCGCACCUUCUGUCCUGA
Messenger RNA from Enhydra lutris kenyoni (northern sea otter), 2436 nucleotides. Its product is annotated as huntingtin associated protein 1. Lineage: Eukaryota; Metazoa; Chordata; Mammalia; Carnivora; Mustelidae. Gene Ontology annotation, cellular component: dendrite. Gene Ontology annotation, molecular function: signaling receptor binding. The record is from RefSeq and is a predicted model, not a curated record. Gene Ontology annotation, biological process: anterograde axonal transport of mitochondrion; neurogenesis; neurotrophin TRK receptor signaling pathway.